This is a messenger RNA of Meloidogyne enterolobii, 696 nucleotides long. Lineage: Eukaryota; Metazoa; Nematoda; Chromadorea; Rhabditida; Meloidogynidae. The record is from the annotation of a GenBank genome assembly.
AUGGAAAAAGAAAAAUUGAAAGAAAAUGAAAAGAAAAAUAAUGAAAGAUUAAAAAAACAUUCAAAAUUAAUCAUGCCAAUAUUAACACCUGCAUAUCCACAACAGUCAAGUGCUUUUAAUGUUAAUUAUUCAACAAUGAAAAUAAUUAAACAAACAAUUAUUGAAGGAUUAAAAGGAAUAAGACAAAUCCAUCGCCAAACAUCCACCAAUUUUAACGAAGGAUUGAAACAAUGGAUUAAAGGAGUUGACUUUGUUGAUAAAUACAAUCAUUUUGUAACAAUUAUUUGUGUUGGAAUUGAUAAAAAUAUUGGAGAAGAUUUUUGUAAUUUUGUAAAAAAUCGAAUUAGAGUUGAAUUAGUUUUGUCAUUAGAAGAAUAUCCAAAAUUAGAAUAUUCACAUAUUUCACCAAAUAAAUCAAAAAAAGGAAAAUGUGAAAAAAGAUUAAUUGCCGGGAAAAAAUUUAAAAAAUUUUGGGAAGACAAUUGGUGUAAACAAUGGAUUGUUGGUUUAAAUAUGCCUGAAUUAUUUAAUUAUUCGAAUAAGGAAAAAAUAUCUUUAAAUUAUUAUUUUUUAAAGUUUAUUAAAAAAAUUAAAGGAAAAUAUAUUAAGCAUAGAAAAAUUGAAAGAACUAAUGUGGCUAUUCAUUUACGUUAUACUGAUAUUCACGAAGCUAAGAAGUUUUGGGGAGAUAAUUAA